AUGCAGUCGAUCAUUCAAGGUUUUGCCAUGUCGGCCGAGUACGGGGAGAUGGAGUCGCCGAGCGUGGUCACGCUACCGCCGGAGCUUCCACCCACGGGCCCGAAGCGGUACCUCAACAUCGCCAUCUCCAACAACAACGAGCAAGGCCCGUCGUUCCUCUACCCGACCAAGGACUGCGGCUACGAAAACGUCACGGCGCCGCCGGACGAAAUCGACGCCAUCCGCGCGGCGCAGAGCCAGCCCAAGAAGCUUCUCGGCGAGUGGCGCUCGACCGCCAUCUCGGGCAACGAUCUCCUCGGCAGUUGCCUCUACUCCGCUGGCGUCGUCGCCGCGUCCGGCGGGUACCUCGCGCCCGUCGGCUUCCUCCUCGUCUCGCUCGUGCUCUAUGUCUUCCGCUUCAUUUACGAGGAGGUUGUGACGGCCUUUCCGCUCAACGGUGGUUCGUACAACUGCCUCCUCAACACCACGUCGAAGCGGUUUGCGGCCGUGGCAGCGUGCUUGAGCAUCCUCUCGUACCUCGCAACCGCGGUUGUCUCGGCCACAUCGGCUGCCUACUACUUCAAGUACGAGUACCCGGAUCUACCGCUCCUCGCCACGUCGAUCGGCAUCCUCGGACUCUUCGCCGUCUUGAACAUCAUUGGCAUUGGCGAGUCGUCGGUCGUCGCACUCGUCAUCUUCAGCUUUCACGUGUUGACGCUCACGGUGCUCGUGGUCGUCAGCGCCGUUUACACGUUGCAGCACCCGGAUAUCAUCAAGGACAACUACCACGAGCCCUUACCCGACGUCAACUUUGCUGGCAAUUUGAUCACGGGCAAUGUCGCGACGGCCCUUUUCUUUGGGUUUUCGUCGGCGAUGCUCGGCGUCACGGGGUUCGAAACCUCGUCCAACUUUGUCGAGGAGCAGCAGCCAGGCGUCUUUCGGAAAACGAUGCGGAACAUGUGGGCGUUCGCCACGGUCUACAACAUCCUCUUGUCGCUUUUGAGUCUCGGCGUGCUCCCGCUCAACGCGCCCAACGGCCUCCUCGCCAACGAGAGCACGGUGCUUGCGCAAAUGGGCUACAUUGCCGGUGGCAAGUGGCUCCAGAUAUGGAUCGCGAUUGAUGCGCUCGUCGUGCUCUCAGCCGGAGUCCUCACGUCCUUCGUCGGUAUCACAGGACUCAUCCUCCGUCUCAGCAACGACCGCGUCAUGCCGGCCUUCCUCACGUACCAAAACACGUGCCGCGGGACACCGCAUUGGAUCUCGAUCCUCUUCUUCGUCGUGAGCGCGAGUCUCAUUCUGGUGCUGGACGCCAACAUUAAGAUCCUCGGCGGCGUCUUUACCUUCGCGUUCCUCUCGAUGAUGAUUCUCUUUGGCGCGGGCUGCAUUACGCUCAAGCUCAAGCGCACCGACAUUCCGCGCGACGUGCAGGCGCCGUGGUGGUCGUGCAUCCUCGGCGUCACCAUGGUCGGUAUUGGAUUCUUUUGCCAGCUCCUCGGCAACCCACAAGUGCUCCUGUACUUUUUCCUGUACCUCACUGGGAUUGCAACUGUUGUCUUUGGCAUGGUCGAGCGCAUCGCGAUCCUCCGCGUGCUCAUCCUCGUCGUCAACCUCGUGUGCGGCAGCGAAAAGCGCGAGCCGUCAUCGUCCAAGGGGCGGUACUUUGAGCGCGAGAACGACCGUGUCGCCAAGCUCACGCAGGCCAUCAAGACGAUGAACGAGCGCCCGAUGAUCUUCUUUGUGAAAGCACCCAACCUCACGACGAUGAACAAGGCCAUCAUGUACGUUCGCUCCAACGAGAUCACGCAGCACCUCCGCUUCGUGCACGUGUACGCGGACGAGACCGAGCCGACCUUGACAGCGAUCCAAGAAAUGCGGGACAUGGUCACGCUCUUCGACAGCAUGUACCCCAAGCUCCAAAUGGACUUUGUCUCGAUCCACGGCGCGUUUGACCCGGCCAUGAUCGCAUGGAUCGCACACGAGUUCGACAUCCCGACCAAUACCAUGUUCAUCAAGCAGCCGAGCAACCUCGCGGCACACAAGGUCUCGUCGCGCGGCGUCCGCGUCAUCACGGGCUGAG
This is a messenger RNA of Saprolegnia parasitica CBS 223.65, 2056 nucleotides long. RefSeq lists its product as hypothetical. The transcript has 5 exons. NCBI's taxonomy places the organism in Eukaryota, Oomycota, Saprolegniomycetes, Saprolegniales, Saprolegniaceae. Gene Ontology annotation, molecular function: amino acid transmembrane transporter activity. The record is from RefSeq and is a predicted model, not a curated record. Gene Ontology annotation, biological process: transmembrane transport; amino acid transport. Bases 1 to 2055 code for a protein of 684 amino acids. Gene Ontology annotation, cellular component: membrane.